GUACUAACUGAAACCCGCAGGGCUAUCGGUGGGUAUACUUGCAAAAUCAUUCGGUAGCUGAUCGUUGUGUAAGGAAACAACAGAGCACCAUUUUUCUGAUUUUCCACCUGUCUGAAUUGGAUCACGGUGUUCUGUCUGUUAAGAGUAUUAAAAAGUGGUAUUAGGCAUCGGAACAACAUGGAAACACUUUCGGGGCUGAUUAAAACUACACUACCGAACUACCUAGCCGGACUGCCCAUUCCCGACAGCAUCGGUGGAUGGUUUCGACUUGGCUUCAAAGAUUGGCUCUCGUUGAUUCCGCCGACCGCCGCACUGGGCGGUCUCGUUUAUAUGUCGUAUUUGGCCUUCUGUCCAGAGGGUCGACCAAAGCCAAGCACCAAGGUCAACCGGAAGAUUCGGAUGUCCGAGGGUAAGGUGGUGGACAUGAUCGAUAUCGAAGAUAUUGCCGAAAAGGCCGCCUUCUGUCGGUGCUGGAAAUCUAGCAAUUGGCCGUACUGUGAUGGAUCGCAUGGUUCCCACAACAAGGAAUGCCAGGAUAAUCUCGGUCCGGUGGUAAUCUCGCGCAAGAAGAACUAAGAUGGGGAUUUUUCAAAUGUUGGAUUUCACCGCCGGCUGUUGAAAAGUGCUUUUCCUUUAGAUACCCGUGGAAGGAAUAGGAACCAAUAAUAUACGCAUUAUGCAUCAUACCUACAUUAAUCGAAUUGCAAUCUAGGAUUUAUACUUCAACUAACGAAUGAAUAUGCUGUGAGACUUAACUUCUUGCCGUCUCGUUUUUUUCCGAACCAAUAAUCGAAUUAAAGGUUGAAUCGUGAAAUUGAAAACUAUUUACUUAGAAAUACAAGAUCAAAAUUCCUUUGCAGUGAAACUGAACUGCUUGGAUUCUGUUGCGUUAAAACGCAAAACGUGGUAAAAUUGUGCUUAUGAAAUUGAAAAAAUUAAUCUAUGCUGGCGAAUGUUAUAAACAUUCUUAUUUAGGCCCUUUAAUUGAGACUGGUGAAGGUUGUUAAGAGGAAAACAGAAGAACAAUAAAUUGAAUUGUUAAGAUAUAGCAAAA
This is a messenger RNA of Malaya genurostris, 1054 nucleotides long. It is a transcript of the gene Cisd2, whose product is annotated as CDGSH iron-sulfur domain-containing protein 2 homolog. NCBI's taxonomy places the organism in Eukaryota, Metazoa, Arthropoda, Insecta, Diptera, Culicidae. Gene Ontology annotation, molecular function: 2 iron, 2 sulfur cluster binding. The transcript has 4 exons. Bases 178 to 576 code for a protein of 132 amino acids. Gene Ontology annotation, cellular component: mitochondrial outer membrane; intracellular membrane-bounded organelle. The record is from RefSeq and is a predicted model, not a curated record. Gene Ontology annotation, biological process: regulation of autophagy.